AUGGGAUUGGCUUCUUGGUGUCUGUUGUUUCUUGUCUUCCUGUACUUAUUUUCUUGGAGUAGUGAAUGUGAUCAAGAGACGAAUGGAGAUCGAUACAGCUCAAAUAAUAUAAAAAGACUUAUUCCAAGUGCUAGCAAAGAAAAUCAUCAUCAUCAUCAUGGCCAUAUGCAUAUGCAUAAUGUUCAUGAUGUUGAUGAUCAUGGUCCAUCAUGGUCAUCACACACUCAUCUUGACCGUUCAAUAAUGCAACAAUCGGUUUUUCUCAACCUGAAUGACCUAAAAGUGGGUUUAACAAAGCCCAUCUAUUUUCCAAAGAAUAGGAAACCUUCUCCUCCAUUUCUAGGAAUAAGACAGGUAUUAUUAGGAGAUCCUAACUCGAUUCCAUUCUCCUCAGAACAACUUCCCAACUUUCUCAGCCUAUUCUCAGUCCCUCAAGGCUCACCACAAGCCAAAGCCAUGGAGUUCACCCUCAAAUUUUGUGAGUCUAACCCCAUAGAAGGAGAGACAAGGAUGUGUGCCACUUCUUUUGACUCCAUGCUCGAGUUCGUACGUGGCAUCCUCGGAUUGGACGGCUUGGGCCACGGCUUCAAAUUUCUCACGACAACCAUUUACAAUGAUUCCAACACCAUGUUUCAAAACUACACCGUUUUGGAUGAUCUGAGAGAGAUAGUAACCCCCAAGAUGGUGGCAUGCCAUCUUAUGGAAUUCCCUUACGCUGUGUAUGUCUGCCACAACAUGGCCAUGGAAUACAGGAAGCUCUUCAAGGUGUCGUUGAGUGUCCAAAUGGGAGACAGAGUUGAAACCAUUGUCGUUUGUCACAUGGACACCUCCAACUGGGAAUCAGAUCAUCCUUCCUUCAAGGCCCUAGGGUUUGGGCCAGGGAUGGGACCUAUCUGUCAUUUCUUUGGUGACCACACUAAUUUCGUAUGGCUUCCUUCCUAUAUUCCUCUAGUCUAG
Messenger RNA from Humulus lupulus (European hop), 957 nucleotides. RefSeq names its product BURP domain protein USPL1-like. Bases 1 to 957 code for a protein of 318 amino acids. The record is from RefSeq and is a predicted model, not a curated record. The transcript has 2 exons. Lineage: Eukaryota; Viridiplantae; Streptophyta; Magnoliopsida; Rosales; Cannabaceae.